Colletotrichum costaricense is the source of this 396-nucleotide messenger RNA. RefSeq lists its product as uncharacterized. The record is from RefSeq and is a predicted model, not a curated record. Bases 1 to 396 code for a protein of 131 amino acids. The transcript has a single exon. Lineage: Eukaryota; Fungi; Ascomycota; Sordariomycetes; Glomerellales; Glomerellaceae.
AUGAGGCUCUACCGUGAUGUACAACGAGCCUGCGAACACGCAAGUAACUGGCGACUUGACGAGGAUAGCGUUCCAGCGAAACAACGUAGUCUACGACGGAAGACCGUAGUCUCAUCCGAGCCUUAUGAAACCAUUCAGCAACUCCCCUCCCCAGAACAGGCGAUGGCCUCAUUCGAGCACACGCCUCCGAAGGACCAGGACUUCCAGCCCUACACAAGGCUGCGAUUAAGGAACACCAUCACAUAUCAGCUGUGUCUCAUCUGCUUGGUACCCAAGGCCUUCACCCAAGCCGGCUGCUCGAAUCACUCGCGCGUGUUUCCUCAGUUUGCGACCUUGGGAAAUCGACUGGCAGUAAGAACGACCAUGGACACCGACGCCGUGAACAACAGCUGCUAG